This is a messenger RNA of Trachemys scripta elegans, 647 nucleotides long. RefSeq names its product interleukin 18 binding protein (gene IL18BP). Gene Ontology annotation, molecular function: interleukin-18 binding. The record is from RefSeq and is a predicted model, not a curated record. The coding region runs from base 123 to 647 and encodes 174 amino acids. The transcript is spliced from 5 exons. Lineage: Eukaryota; Metazoa; Chordata; Testudines; Emydidae.
AACCCCCCCACACACACACAUCCCCGCUCUAGGAGUGGCUGGGGACUUCCCCCUGCUGAGCGACCCACAGGAUAAAUACUUCCUCCCCGAGCGGCUCCGGGCAGACAGCCCAGCCUGACAGGAUGGACCCAGCCGCAGCCCGCAGACGUCUAGGUGUGAUGGGAGCUGUUCCCUGGCUCCCUCUAGUCCUCCUCUGCGGCUGCAGCCACUUCCAGAGCUCAGAUGCGGCUUCCAGCCUUCGCCCAGAGAUCAUCAGCCCCCUGAAGCCCGUGAAAAGUCCCACCCUAGGGAAACGCUUCAGUGUCACCUGCCAGGCUCAGAGCUCCUUCCCGAGGAUGACCCUCAUCUACUGGCUGGCAAACGGCUCCUUCGUGGAGGACCGGUACCCGGACGGGGCAGUGAGCAAAGGGGACGUCGUAAGGGAGCUCCGGGGCCCCAAGGUCCUCCUGACCCGGGAGCUGCACUUCCGCUCCUUCUCCUGGAGGGACUGGAGCACCUCGUUCCUGUGCAUGGUGAGGAACCCGGCCGGGCUCGAAAAGGUGCUUGUCCACUGGGACCCUGAACGGCCAGCACAGAUCUUCGAGCCGCAGCAGGAGACAAGGCAGGAUGUCCAGACCCCAGAGAGCACCCCUGCCAUGGACCGGUGA